CAGGGUACCCUUCGCGUUCACAAUUGCUACUAACCGCGAGGUACGAACGUUGGCGAUGGCGCGGUUUCGUUAUCGAUUAUUUGCUAAUUUAUUCAUGCCCGCGAGUAGACGACGACGACGACGACGACGACGACGCCGUACUGGCCACCACUGCCGGUCGAUUCGGACCUCGUUCGUCGGCCACAACACGCGAGCUGCCACACUCCAUGCCGCGCCAUUAUAGUCAGCCAGGGACCGUCCCGACAGUAUGCCGCUCGCAUGAUCGCCACCGAGAAUCAUCGCCGAUUUCAUCACGUCCCCGAUGUCGGACAUCGAUGAGGAGUCGGUCGAGAAGCGGCUGAAGAUCGUGUUCGUGGGCGACUCCGGCGUCGGUAAAACCAGCAUCGUCCAGAAGUUUUGCAACAACGAUUUCACCAGACAAUACGUACCUACCGCGGGGAUCGACUUCUUCCUCAAGAACAUCAGUGUCGGUUGCUGCAAAAAUGUCAAUCUGCAUUUAUGGGACGUCGGCGGGCUCGCCCUGCACGGCAACAUGUUGGACAAAUACAUUUUCGGAGCACAUAUCAUUCUUUUGGUAUACGACGUCACGAAUAGCUCGAGUUUCGACAUUUUGGAAGAAUGGCUCAGUAAAAUCAAGAGUUUCAGCGACACUUACGACGAAAUGCCUCUAAUAGCGAUAAUUGGUAAUAAAUGUGACAUGGAACAUCAAAGGACAGUUAAGAGAGACAGGUCGCAUCGAUUCGCCGCGGAAAACGGAUUUGCUUAUCACGAUAUGUCUGCGAGAACUGGAGAAGCGGUAUCUUUGUGCAUAGCAGGCUUAGCGGCGCAAGUUUUGGGUGUCAGAUUAACAAGGACGGAUCAAGAUUUUCACAAGCCCAUCAUUAUCGCUGAAAUCGGGGACACGGUAGACAUGAGUUCGAUACAAAAAGUCGUAAAAAGGAUUCCUAACAAAAAGCAACACCCAAUUGCGUUCCAUCCCCAUUUUCCUGGCUCGAAAUCCGCGGUGUGCACACUACAAUGAAUGAUCUCAUUGAAUAUUUUUAAAAUAUCUUAUUACAUUUUUUACUUAAAUUUAGUCAAAUAUUAAUUCUGUUGAACCGUAUUUCAUACAUGAUGUUUUACACGAUAUCAUUGCACAAUCAAUUGUAUGUCAUAAAAAUUUCAUUCGUUUUGAGUGUUCAUGUAUUCAUAAAAAAAAGAACGGAAUAUAUAACAUCGAGAAUGUAUUUUUUACAAUUGUCUGCGCGUGAAUGUAUUGAAUUUGUGGAUCGCAUCUCAUUCAAAAUACACUGUAUGAGUGAAAAUUAUAUUUAUGUAAUGCGGGGCCAACGGGGCAAACAUAACCACAGAAUUUAUCUACCGCAGUUGGAAAAACAGAAUUUAUUAAUCGCAUCUUAUUAAUUUGUGAUAAUUGUUACACGCGCAAUACAUUAUUUAUAUAACAACAUUAAAAAUACUUUUAUAAUAGUCAGAAUUACGAAAUAAUAACAACCAAGCCUAUUAUAUAAUGCAAAGAUGUAUAUUAUAUAAUAUAGUAGCUCGCGGAAAAAUUCAAAAUUGCUAGGAAGAUUUGUUAAAUAUUAUACUAUGAGCUUUGUUCAUCGAAAAACAAUUUGACGCAGCGUGAUUGAAGAUCCUAUGUGAAAAUAAUGAAAAUUUUAGAAAAGAAAGUUCUGUGUUCUCUCUUUUCGAAAUAAAAGAAUAUUUUUAAAAA
Molecule: messenger RNA, 1714 nt
Organism: Monomorium pharaonis (pharaoh ant)
Lineage: Eukaryota; Metazoa; Arthropoda; Insecta; Hymenoptera; Formicidae
Product: ras-related protein Rab-28
Exons: 4
Coding region: 302-1021 (239 amino acids)
Cellular component (GO): endosome; Golgi apparatus
Molecular function (GO): GTPase activity; GTP binding
Source: RefSeq, a predicted model, not a curated record